UCCGCCGUAUAUUCGCAUCUGGGUCACACACUUCUAAACCCUAGAAGUUGACCAAAGAAUCGAUUUCUGAAGAUCUGGGUUUCUUAAAAGUCUCUCCUUUUGUUCGAUUUCGUUGGGAUCCAAACAAAAGAACAGAGAUGAAUAUUGGUCGCGUAGUGUGGAACGAGGAUGAUAAAGCGAUUGUUGCUUCGUUACUCGGCAAACGAGCUCUCGAUUACUUGCUUUCGAACUCUGUUUCAAAUGCAAAUCUCUUGAUGACUUCAGGAAGUGACGAGAAUCUGCAGAACAAGCUCUCGGAUCUCGUUGAGAGACCCAACGCUUCUAAUUUCUCGUGGAACUACGCCAUUUUCUGGCAGAUUUCGAGGUCAAAGGCCGGAGAUUUGGUUCUCUGUUGGGGAGAUGGGUAUUGCAGAGAGCCUAAAGAAGGAGAGAAGUCAGAGAUCGUUAGAAUUCUAAGUAUGGGAAGAGAAGAAGAAACGCAUCAGACUAUGAGGAAGAGUGUAUUGCAAAAGCUUCAUGAUUUGUUUGGUGGGUUAGAAGAAGAGAACUGUGCUUUAGGACUAGAUAGAGUUACUGACACUGAGAUGUUUCUUCUUUCUUCAAUGUAUUUCUCAUUCCCUCGAGGUGAAGGUGGUCCAGGGAAGUGUUUUGCCUCUGGGAAACCGGUUUGGUUAUCCGAUGUGGUGAAUUCAGGUUCUGAUUAUUGUGUUCGAUCGUUUCUUGCUAAAUCUGCUGGAAUUCAGACUGUUGUUUUGGUUCCUACUGAUCUUGGUGUUGUUGAGUUAGGCUCAACUUCAUGUUUGCCUGAAAGUGAAGAGUCAAUCUUGUCUAUAAGAUCAUUGUUUUCGAGUAGUUUGCCUCCUGUUAGAGCUGUGACGGCUGUUGCUUUACCUGAAAAGAUAGAUGAUAGCAGAACGGUUAAUGCUUCGAAGAUAUUUGGGAAGGAUCUGCACAAUUCAGGUUUUCUUCAUCAUCAUCAGUUUCACCAACAACAACCACAACAACAACAACAGCAUAGACAGUUCAGAGAGAAACUUACGGUUAGAAAAAUGGAUGAUAGAGCUCCCAAGAGAGUAGAUGCUUAUCCUAAUAAUGGGAAUAGGUUUAUGUUUUCGAACCCAGGCACCAACAACAACACUCUUCUGAGUCCUACUUGGGUCCAACCGGAGAACUACACGAGGCCCAUCAAUGUGAAGGAAGUUCCGAGCACGGAUGAGUUCAAGUUUUUACCUUUGCAGCAAUCAUCGCAGAGGCUGCUUCCUCCUGCUCAAAUGCAGAUUGAUUUCUCUGCUGCGAGUUCAAGGGCUUCCGAGAAUAAUUCAGAUGGAGAAGGAGGAGGGGAAUGGGCAGACGCGGUGGGUGCUGAUGACACUGGUAACAACAGACCAAGAAAACGCGGAAGGAGACCUGCCAACGGAAGAGUGGAAGCUUUGAACCAUGUAGAAGCAGAGAGGCAGCGGCGUGAGAAGCUUAACCAGAGGUUUUACGCACUGAGAUCCGUUGUUCCCAACAUUUCCAAGAUGGACAAAGCGUCGUUGUUGGGAGACGCGGUCUCUUACAUAAACGAGCUUCACGCCAAGCUAAAGGUCAUGGAAGCAGAGAGAGAGCGGUUAGGGUAUAACUUAAAUCCACCUAUCAGCUUGGAUUCGGAUAUUAAUGUACAAACCUCAGGUGAAGAUGUCACUGUGAGAAUAAACUGUCCGUUGGAGUCUCAUCCGGCUUCUAGAAUCUUCCAUGCGUUUGAAGAGACUAAAGUAGAAGUGAUGAACUCGAACCUGGAAGUUUCUCAGGACACAGUGUUGCAUACGUUUGUAGUCAAAUCUGAAGAAUUAACGAAAGAGAAGCUGAUAUCGGCGUUGUCUAGAGAGCAAUCAAAUUCUGUUCAGUCAAGAACAUCAUCAGGUAGAUAACCUUUGAGAGACAGAAGAAGGUGGAAAGUAAGUUUGUAAUCAAGAACCGGUUUUGAAUGGUUCUUUUUUGUUUCUUCUAGGUUGCUUUUGUUUUUGCUCUUUUUUGGUUAUAUACCUGUAAGAAUCCUCCAAACUAGGAUUUUAGAAGUUUAAUUGACAAAAGUAGACAUUAUCAUUUACUCGGUUUACAGUGGACAAAGUUGGGGAAAAAAGGAUUAUGUUGUAU
Molecule: messenger RNA, 2136 nt
Organism: Arabidopsis arenosa
Lineage: Eukaryota; Viridiplantae; Streptophyta; Magnoliopsida; Brassicales; Brassicaceae
Source: the annotation of a GenBank genome assembly